Molecule: messenger RNA, 696 nt
Organism: Culex quinquefasciatus (southern house mosquito)
Lineage: Eukaryota; Metazoa; Arthropoda; Insecta; Diptera; Culicidae
Product: peptidyl-tRNA hydrolase 2, mitochondrial
Exons: 2
Coding region: 278-667 (129 amino acids)
Cellular component (GO): cytosol; mitochondrion
Molecular function (GO): peptidyl-tRNA hydrolase activity
Source: RefSeq, a predicted model, not a curated record
UCGUCUGUUUACGUUGGUUUUCAUUGAAAAAAACUCAGUGAUUUAUCAAUGAGUUUAGCGUAAUUUCCUCGUAAAACUGUAAAAAAACUACGAUGAGCGAUAUUGAAGAUCCCGUCGAGCAGAUGUUGAAAAAGACUGGCUGUAUAAAUCUUCACUACAAAGUUCAAGAGUGCAUCGCGGAAACCGGCGACUGGCGCAAGUGCCAAGACGUGGUCAAAGACUUCAAAUCCUGUAUGCAGGAUUACACCCAAAAGCAACGCCAAAAGUACGACCAGAAAUGAACCUUCUCAAAUCCGUAGUCAAAGCCGUCGCCGGUCCCACAAAGAUGGUCCUCGUAGUUCGAUCCGAUCUCGGACUGAAAAAGGGUAAAAUUGCCUCCCAGUGUGCUCACGCGGCCGUCAUGUGCUACGUGAGGUCUGCUUCGGUUAAUGAGUCGAUGCUGAAGCGCUGGCUGGUUCAGGGUCAACCAAAGAUUGUGGUCAAAGUGGACGACCUGGAAGGGAUGGAACGGAUAGCUGAGCUGGCAGCAGAGAAGAAGGUCGUUGCGGAGAUUGUGCGCGAUGCCGGAAGAACACAGGUGCAGAGCGGGACGGAGACGGUGCUGGGACUGGGGCCAGACUCGGCGGAGGUUAUCGAUUCGUUGGCAGGGCAUUUGAAGUUGAUGUAGUGUUAUUAAAAAAUGAUGUGGUUAAUGAA